CUGAGCUGAAGGGCAUCGGACUGCUGCAGCCCGUGGUCCGGACAGGCGGGAGGAAACAUUUCCGAGAGAUGUAAUCUUCAGUAAAGCAUCGCCUCAAACCCACCUGCUCCUCCUCCUCCUCCUCCUCCUCCUCCUCCUCCUCCUCCUUCUCUUCCUCCUCCUCUUCCUCUCUGCCAUAUCCACUCUGCCGAGCGAACCUACGAGCAAAGGGACGAAGGGAGGAGGAGAGGAAAGGAAGGAAGGAAGGGAAGGGAGGCAGGCAGGCAGGCACUGGCAUGCCGAUGGUUCUAUCUGGAAGGAAAGUUCCCGGGGUUUGUGAUUAACCUUUAACAGAGCGCGUCUCUUCCAUUCCGCUGCACCUCCGGAGCGGCUGGUGAAAUCCUCUGCACAGAAACUUCAAGAAAUGGACCAGGAUAAUCUAAGCCAAAGUCAGAAGCAAGAAGACAACCCAAAUUCAGGAGGUGAAGCUUUAACGACGACGACGGCAUCGUCGGAUACAGAGGCUCCGGCCGCCGAUCCCACCACCGGCCAGCCCGCCGCUCCCGCCAGGCCCCGGCGGCCUCAGCGCUGCGCCAGAGUUGAGGCAUCUGUAGACAUCUCCGAGCCCAAAGCUCAACCAGCUCCGCCGCUCAACCAGGAAGAGAGCGCUCCUGAUGGCAGUGCGGCAAGUCAUCCCAAACCGUCCCGCCAUGCGGCAGGCAAGCCCCCGGGGGAGCACGCCGGGCCCGGUGCUAAAGCCGGUCCUAAAGGACACCCGGUUAGGGCCGCUUCAGUCCCCCACCCAGCUGCCAGUCGGCCUGUGCCCGCCCACCUGAACCCUCACGCACAGCGAGCCUUCUCCGUGGCGGGUACAGCCGACACUCAGCCUCAGACCAUGGAAGACUUCAGGGUGCACAUCAUCACUUGGAACGUGGGUUCGGCCGCUCCACCCGACGACAUCACUGCUUUGCUGGGGCUCAAUGUGGGCGACGGAAACACAGAUAUGUAUGUUAUCGGGCUGCAAGAAGUGAACUCGAUGAUUAACAAGAGGCUGAAAGAUGUCCUCUUCACAGACCAGUGGAGCGAGGUCUGCAUGGAGAGACUCAGCCCCUUCGGUUAUGUGCUGGUGACUUCCCAGCGGAUGCAGGGUUUGUUACUGCUGGUCUUCGCCAAAUACUUCCACCUGCCGUUCCUCCGUGGAGUCCAGACCGAGACCACCCGCACAGGCCUGGGAGGCUACUGGGGGAAUAAAGGUGGAGUGAGCGCUCGCAUGUCGGUGUUCGGUCACACCAUCUGUUUCCUGAACUGCCACCUCCCGGCUCACAUGGAGAACUCCGAGCAGCGCAUGGAGGAUUUUGAGAGCAUCCUGCAGCAGCAGCAGUUUGAGGGCCAAGCUGCGACUGGAGUCCUGGACCACGAUGUAGUGUUCUGGUUUGGAGAUCUCAAUUUCCGCAUUGAUGACCUGGAGAUGCAAGUGGUAAAAGCAGCCAUUGACAACAACAAGUAUACCACUCUGUGGGAAAACGAUCAGCUGAAUAUGGCCAAAGACAGUGAGACUGUACUGGAGGGAUUCCAAGAAGGACCGCUGAAAUUCCCCCCGACCUACAAGUUUGACGUUGGUACGGAUACGUACGACACCAGUGGGAAGAAGCGCAAACCAGCGUGGACCGACCGCAUCCUGUGGCGUCUGAGAGCCACGGCGCCUGCCGGCGCAGCGCUGAGCGGCGGCAACCGUGGCUCCAUCUCGGGGCUGACCAGCGGCCCCAAAGUGACGCAGCACUACUACAGAAGUCACAUGGAGUACACCGUCAGCGACCACAAACCGGUCUCAUCCAUCUUCACCCUGCAGUUCCCAUACAGGGUGGAUGUUCCCCUGGUCACACUCAUCGUGGAGGACGAGUGGAACAGUGUUGCUGAUGCCACAGCGAUAUUCAAACACGUGCCCAGCUACGCCCGCAGCUCCUGGGACUGGAUCGGACUGUACAAGGUGGGAUUUAAACACCACAAAGACUACGUGGGGUAUGUGUGGGCCAAGCAGGAGGAAGCUGAUUUUCAUCGUCAGGAACAUCAGGUAACCUUUACUGAGGAGGAACUGCCCAAAGGCUCAGGGGACUUUAUCUUGGGUUACUAUAGCAACAACAUGAGCACUAUAGUGGGAGUAACAGAGCCAUUUCAGAUCCAACUCCCCACAUCAGGUCCUGGGAUCAGCUCCUCAGACAGCUCCGACUUCAGCUCGGAGGACGACAGCACCGUCGUCAUGAAGAUGAGGUCCCGCAGUCCGAGUCCGGGAAAGGGCAAACACCGCAGGCAUCGCACCGGCAGUCGCAGCGGCAGCCGCCCCGGCAGUCGCCCCGGCAGUCGCCCCGGCAGUCGCCCCGGCAGUCGCCCCGGCAGUCGCCCCGGCAGUCGCCCCGGCAGUCGCCCCGGCAGUCGCCCCGGCAGCCGCCCCGGCAGCCGCCCCGGCAGCCUUGAGCAGGCUAAACUGAAAGAACUCAACACCGGUGAUGAUCCUUCUUCAGGCAGCAAGACAGAGAGUGAGUCUGCAGGACGCCCAGCAGGGGGCAGCAGCCCCCCGCCGUCCGCUCCUGCUGAGAAAGACAAACCUGCCGAGGAUUCAGGAGUGUGAUGCACUGCCGGGAGUUGCUGUUGUCACAGGUCACAUCGUCACCUGUUGUGUCUUUUAAUCCAUAUAUCCACGACACUGUAUAUUUCUCUAUAAUGAAAAUGUACAGUUGCUGAUGCCAUUCUUUUCAGGAAUAGCCGUCUGGUUUGUCCAGAAGGUUUACUUUGCCUUGAGUUGAUUAUCAAGAUGUGAACAUUGUAUGUGUCUUUUCAUUUGGGAACCGUUUGCUCUCUCCUGUGUUCCCUCUCUAUCUUUGUCCGUUCUCAGGUGUGGACAGUACAGGGAGCUGACAGCUUGCAUUAGAAAAAUCUCAAGGAUUUACAAGUUAUUUAGAAGAGUGGUUGCGCCAUCCCUUCAGAAACCAUGGCCCCUAUUCUCUGCUUGAGAGUCUGCACUGAGCCAAGCAGCAGUCGCGUCAGCAGACCGCCGCUAAGUGACAGAACACGUUAUUGGAACUAGAGAUGUGAUAAUUUCCACAUAGACCUGACUCAUCAGAAAAACUGUUAGCUGUAACUGUAAAACAAAGAAAUGGAUCCAUGUCUCCAUCUCUGUCAGUAGUCUCUCUCUUAAGAUGGACAUUGCCAUUGUCGCAUGGCUUCUCAAUGUGGCUCCAGCCCAGUUUGCUUUCCCUGCUUUGGCAGUUCGGCACACAGAACAACAUGAUAUAUGCAGGGAGCCCUUCAAAUCACCCAUUAAUGGGAACAAGUCUCUGCACGGUGCAUAAAAACAGCAGAACCAAAGUAGGCGGGGACUGAUGUUCAUGAGGCUCAUCCACUUGCAGCAGCGACAGCCCAGCACAUGUCUGCGUGGAGAGUGAAUGUGGGCGAAAAGACCUUUAAAUAGACCGCCAUAUCAUUGCAGGGGGGGGGACAUGACGGGCGUGGGAGGAUGGCGAUCGGCUGACACCGCACAGCUGUCCACUCACAGCCGCUUGAUUGACUGUCGGCAACUUAUAGUGGCAACAACCGCAGCGAUGCCUGACCUAUCAAAAACUGCUGAUAGACAUACUGAACUUGAUGCCAGUCAGUGCGCCUUAUCAAGUGCGUAGAACUCCACUCUUUAUUUACUUCUGCCUUCAUUUGAUACUUCCAGCAAAGUCCGAUCAGAUAUGGGGAUCUAGCUGGUUAUUCAGGAAUUACACUGAAUAACUAAGAUGAGGCAUUUUCGCCCCACGUGGUAUCAGUUAGCUGUCAAAUUGUCCCAGGCUGUUGAGUUUUGCACAUUAACCGAUCACCUAAAAAUCACUUUGUUUUGAUUGCACAUUAGCGUAAAUUGAAACUAUACCUUUUUCGCAUGGCAUGAACAACAUUUCACAAGCAAAAAAAAAUACCACAAUUUUAAUCUGAAUAUCUCAUAUCAAUGUGAACGAUAACUCUACUGUGUAGAGCUAAUGCAGAGAUUUGUAUUUACUGUAGUACAAUACAAAUCUGACACGCUCCACUUUUGUGAAAUGUCACACUGUUGUUGGAAUAUUUCAAGUAAGUUAAAUAUUUUCAUAAUAGAAUUUUUUUUUGCUUUCAUGGUUCUCACAUUGUGAUAUAUUUUUGUUUUCAUUUUGUUUGCUUUCUUGCUCAAAUCCUCCCUCAUUGAUCCCGGUAAUUAGCGGAAAGUGACAGCAGUUGCAGUAGUCGUGUUGCGUUGUUACUGUUUGACCUCUGAUGCACCAUCUUAUACUCAUGGUACUUUUGGGCUGUUAGCAUAGGACAGUGUAGACUGUUGAUAGCUGUAACCUCAGUGUGUGUCUGUAACAGGUUUUUAAUGUGUAUGUGUUUCACUGGAAGCAGUGUGUGUGCAUGUGUGUGUGUGUGUGUGUGAGAGAGAGAGAGAGAGAAAGACUGGCAGUGAAUAGGGUGCGAUCCUGCUUGCAUGGUUUGCUGCUUUACAUACUGUACAUUCCAGUACUGUGGUAUUUGUGCCGUAAAGUGCUGUUUUUGACUCCUCUUUGUCAUAAUCGUGGCUGUGAAAAUUUGUUAGAAAAUCAUGGUAAAAGACAGUGUAGGACUUCAAAUUCAGCAUAAAUUUUAGGUGAAGAGUUGCGGGGUCAGUGUACCUGCAUAAAUCUGAAAUCCUGGUUGGAUCAUUUCCUUGUGCUUUCAUGUAUUCACUUGAUUUUUAAAUGAAUAAUGGACCUUUGUUCAAAUGAGAUGUUUAAAAAAA
Molecule: messenger RNA, 4759 nt
Organism: Salarias fasciatus (jewelled blenny)
Lineage: Eukaryota; Metazoa; Chordata; Actinopteri; Blenniiformes; Blenniidae
Gene: inpp5jb
Product: inositol polyphosphate-5-phosphatase Jb
Exons: 13
Coding region: 404-2605 (733 amino acids)
Biological process (GO): phosphatidylinositol dephosphorylation; negative regulation of peptidyl-serine phosphorylation
Cellular component (GO): plasma membrane; cytoplasm; ruffle
Molecular function (GO): phosphatidylinositol-4,5-bisphosphate 5-phosphatase activity; phosphatidylinositol-3,4,5-trisphosphate 5-phosphatase activity
Source: RefSeq, a predicted model, not a curated record